Didymodactylos carnosus is the source of this 418-nucleotide messenger RNA. Lineage: Eukaryota; Metazoa; Rotifera; Eurotatoria; Philodinida; Philodinidae. The record is from the annotation of a GenBank genome assembly.
AUUGUAACAAUUAUUGAUACAAAAUUUCGUUUAUCAGAAAGAUUAUUACGUAUUUUAUUAAUAAUUGCUUGGUCUAAUUCGUCCAUUAGUCCAUUGUGUUAUCUAUUAUUGUUACCGAAAUUUAGUGAUUUAUGUUUUUUUUGUUUAAAAAGUGAUAAGAAAAAUAAUAAAUAUGAUACAUUGACAUCAUAUUAUAAUCGUGUUGGUGAUCGUUUUCAUGAUCUAGCCCAACAGCAUCAACAACAAUCUGAACAACAACAGACUGACGAUUCAAAUUCAGAAAUACGUGAUUUAACAUUACAAUCAAAUAAAUUAUUUGUGAAAGAACAAAAAUCAAAUAGACAUUCUUAUGCACCACGUGAAUAUUUAAAAGAAACAAAAAUUGUUUCAUCAUCAUCGGAUUCAUCUAGUCCAACUG